This is a messenger RNA of Ostertagia ostertagi, 2532 nucleotides long. Lineage: Eukaryota; Metazoa; Nematoda; Chromadorea; Rhabditida; Trichostrongylidae. The record is from the annotation of a GenBank genome assembly.
AUGUGUUCUACAGCCGGCGAGAUUUACAAUACCGAAGUACACGAUGAUACCCUUUCAGUGACGGCCAUUUCAUUUCAACACACCACGGUAAAGACACACGCUAUCAGGAUCGAAGGUGAGGAAAAAAGCUUUGAUGCCGGGCAAAGGCUGCUGGAUAAUUUUGACAAGGCGGAACUCAACUACCUGCUUAUACUAUCGGAUGGCAGCAAAGUGAAUGGUAGCGAGCUGGUACGCGCCUUCAACCAACCGGCCUACAAGGAUAUACUGAUCACAGGUGGGCUUGCCGGCGAUGGCAGCAACUUCCAGUCGACACUCACCGGCCUCAAUGAGCUACCCAGCGACGGGAUGAUCGUCGGGAUCGGCUUUUACGGUAAUAAACUGCAGGUACACCAUGGCUCGAGGGGUGGCUGGGACAUGUUCGGGCUUGAAAAAACAGUGACACGGUCGCACCACAACGUCCUCUAUGAAAUGGAUGGUAAGAAUGCGGUUGAGAUCUACAAAAAAUACCUUGGGCCGGAAGCCGAACAGCUACCGGGAGCCGCCCUCCUAUUUCCGCUGGCCGUCACUUUACCGGAAAGCGGUGAGGAGGUGGUACGUACCAUUUUAUCUAUCAAUACAGAAGAGGGCAGCAUGACUUUUGCCGGCGAUAUCCCCGAAGGCGCCAAAGUAAGAUUCAUGAAAGCGAACUUUGAUAAAAUAACAGGCGCUGCAUCCGGUGCCGCACAGCAGUCUUUACUACCUGGUGGUAAGAUGCCGCAAUUAGCUAUUCUCAUCAGCUGUGUGGGCCGUAAGCUGAUCCUUCAAACCCGAACAGAUGAAGAGCUGGAUGCAGUGGAUGAGAUUUUCCAGCACAAUACUCUGCUCACCGGCGCUUAUGAGCGUGAUAUUGUAUUGGCAGACCAUGCCUUCCACAUUGCAGAAGAUGAAUACCGUGAAGUGAACCGGCAGCUUAAAGAGGAACUUUCUACCAAAGAAGCAUCCAUUAAUAAACUGAAGGAGGUUGUAACUAAUAUCGGCGAUAGCAGCCUCGGUGAUAUAAGCCUGGAUAACGAUCUGCUGAGCAUUGCCUCUUAUCUGAAGGAACAAAUAGCAAAACGGGCGGAAACCGAACAACGCUUACAGGAUCAGAAGACCUUUUAUGAACGAAUCCUCAACCUGAUACCCGCCGACAUUGCCAUUGUAGAUAAGGAUCACCGUUACUUAUUUGUCAACCCGACAGCCAUUAAAAAUCCGGAGAUAAGAUCUUGGAUCAUUGGGAAAACCGAUGAAGAAUACCAUCAUUACAGGAACAAGCCAAUAGCGGAUACAAGCAAACGGAAAGCGCAUUUUUAUGAAGUGGUUAAAGCCGGCGUACAGAAAGAGUGGGAAGAAAAAGUGGUAACACUAUCUGGUCAGACCGAGUAUCAUCUGCGGGUGCUCCACCCUGUUUUAAAAAACGACGGUACCCUGGAUAUUAUGAUCAUCUAUGGUUUCAACAUCACUGAGCGGAAAAAAAUUGAAGAACAGAUCAAAUUAAGCGAAGCCAGGUAUCGCAGCAUCUUUGAUAACAGCCAGGCACUGAUCUGCACACAUGAUAUGAACGGUGUUGUGCUGGAAGUAAACCAGGCUUCAGUCAAGGCAUUCGGCUACGACAGGGAGGAACUGACAGGCAGACCCGUAUACCAGCUCCUGCCCCAGGAUAAACAGGAGCACUUCAGAACAUCUUAUCUUAAAACAAUCCGCAAAGAAGGAAAAGCGGAAGGGGUUAUGAUAGCCCUGAACAAGGAAGGUAAAAGGAUCUAUCUUCUAUACCAGAAUUUUAUGGUGGCCGAACAGGGCGAAGAGCCUUAUGUGAUCGGCUUUUCACAGGAUGUUACCGGGCGGAUAGAAGCGGAGAAAGCGUUGAAGAAAAGCGAGGAAAAGUACCGGAACAUUAUUGCCAAUAUGAACCUUGGACUGGUGGAAGUAGACCCGGAUGAAAAAAUAAUUUACGCCAAUAACAGCUUCUGCGAAAUGAGUGGCUAUGAUCAGGAUGAGCUGAUAGGCAGGAAUGCAGCCACACUUUUACUGAAAGGCGAUAACCAGAGUUUUGGGGCAGAUGUGAGCAGGAGAAGGCGUGAAGGAGAAUCUGAUGCCUAUGAAAUAAAAGUAAAAAACAAACGCGGUGAGCUUAAAUGGUGGCUGAUCAGCGGCGCCCCUGUAUUGGGCAAUGACGGCUCCUUCCAGGGAUCAACAGGCAUCCAUCUGGACAUCACUUUGCAAAAAGAACUGGAGAAAGAUCUAAGGGAAGCUAAAGAUGAAGCAGAACGCUCCGCACAAGCCAAAGAGCUUUUUCUGGCAAAUAUGAGCCAUGAGAUACGCACCCCUAUGAAUGCGAUAUUAGGCCUUGGCAACCUCCUGAUGAAAACAAAGCUGAAUGAUGAUCAGAAGUAUUAUCUCCGUACGAUUCACGGUGCAGCCAAUAACCUGCUGGUGAUCAUUAAUGACCUGCUCGACUUCUCCAAGAUUGAGGCGGGCAUGCAUGAUGCCGAUACGAUAUACAUCUGUUUUUGA